This is a messenger RNA of Ziziphus jujuba (common jujube), 1597 nucleotides long. RefSeq names its product large ribosomal RNA subunit accumulation protein YCED homolog 1, chloroplastic. Bases 600 to 1577 code for a protein of 325 amino acids. The record is from RefSeq and is a predicted model, not a curated record. Lineage: Eukaryota; Viridiplantae; Streptophyta; Magnoliopsida; Rosales; Rhamnaceae. The transcript is spliced from 4 exons.
UAAUAAUAAAGGCCUCCAUUUUUCUUAGAUCUCUACCCACUGGGAUCACUGGUUCAUUGUCCACCCAUUUUCUCUUUAUCCGAGUAGUUGAGCUCCAUACGAAGCCGUUGUUCAACACCCACUUCUAUCCCUUUCAAGCUCUCCCUUCCGAAGUUGGAGCAGAUUUCGACGCCGGCCAGGUGUUGCUCAGCUCUUCUCACUCGCCCUCGGCUUGUCAUCCGUGACUGUUGGCUCAGAUAUUUAUUAUUAAUGACUGGUAGUAUUAGAAUUCUUCGUGGAUUAUGGCAUAUUGACAAAGAUAAACAAGGAGCGGUUUCUUUUUGGAGUUUAAGUAAGCAUAAUUGAGGUGGCUAACUUGCUAAGUGAAGUCAUGAAAGUAUGGGAUCAUAAAAAAGAAACCGAUUUGAUUCAUACAAUUCACCAGCUGAGUUUCUUGUUGCCCGACUAUACUACAUGAAGAGAGGGUCAAAUUGGUGCUGCCCCCGAACAAAUUUCUAAUUUUUAUAUUUUACGUUAUGGCUUAUUCCUUUGUGUAAUCAUUGGAAGGCCUUCUGGACUGUUUAUUUUAUAGGAUUUUCUAGCUAGAUAUAAAAAUUAAAAUGUCCCUUGUAUGCCCAUCCUUUAUAGUUCCCUCUUCUUUCAUUAACCACUACAAAGUUUAUUUCAAGCCCUAUGGAUACACUUCUCCCUUUCCUUAUUUUGCUUUUGGUCUAGGCAAGAAUCGGUCUUGCCUAGUCAAAGGUAUCCCAAUAAUUGUUAGAGAAAAAGAAUAUAAUAUUUUAAGGUCUACUAAAAUAGAUUGCAUGAAACCUAAUUACCAACCUGUCAUUGAAGAAAAUGAAGUAUCUUUUCAUUUGGGAGAUCAAGAAAAAGAUGACAUGGAAGACACAGACUCACCAUGGGAAGGGGCAGUUAUUUACAAGAGAAGCUCUUCAAUAUCACAUUUGGAGUAUUGCACAACCUUAGAGAGACUUGGGUUAGGAAAACUUUCAACUGAGGUCUCAAAAUCCAGGGCUUCGGUGAUGGGAUUACGGGUAACAAGAUCUGUAAAGGAUUAUCCUUUAGGAACGCCUGUUCAGAUCUCCAUUGAUGUUACAAAAAAGAAGCAGAAGUUGAGGCUCGAUGGGAUCAUUAAAACUGUCAUCACUCUUGGUUGUAACAGGUGUGGGGAGCCAACUGCAGAGUGCAUUUUCUCCAACUUCUCACUCCUACUUACUGAAGAGCCUGUUGAAGAACCAGAUAUUAUUAACAUGGGAAUAAUAUGUGGGGGAGACAAGGUCCAAUCUUAUGCUGGAAUUGAUGAGGAAGGAGUGGAAGAUGAUGAAUCCUCAAUUGAUUUGGAGGAUUGGCUGUAUUUUCCUCCAGAAGAAAAAGAAAUAGAUAUUUCAAAACACAUAAGAGACUUGGUCCACCUAGAAAUCACCAUUAAUGCUGUUUGUGAUCCAAAUUGCAAAGGUUUGUGUUUAAAAUGUGGUAUAAAUUUGAACACCAAAAAUUGUAACUGUAGCAAAAAGGAGGUGGAAAAGAAAGGAUAUGGGCCUCUUGGAGAUUUAAAGAAGCAAAUGCAGACAAAAUAAUUAAUGUCUAAAUUUUUGUA